Molecule: messenger RNA, 2939 nt
Organism: Passer montanus (Eurasian tree sparrow)
Lineage: Eukaryota; Metazoa; Chordata; Aves; Passeriformes; Passeridae
Product: interferon-like
Exons: 1
Coding region: 1-723 (240 amino acids)
Biological process (GO): T cell activation involved in immune response; defense response; response to exogenous dsRNA
Cellular component (GO): extracellular region
Molecular function (GO): cytokine activity; type I interferon receptor binding
Source: RefSeq, a predicted model, not a curated record
AUGGCUGUACCUGGAUGUGCACAGCCCCGCCUGUGGAACAGGACCAUGGCACUGCUGCUCCUCAUCGUGGCUCUGGCCACCGGCCUCCCGUGCCGACACCUGCGGACCCACGAUCCAGGGGAUGCCCUCCAGCUUCUGCGGGACAUGGCUCCAAGCAUGACAGAGCCCUGCAAUCUCCAGAAGGCACCCUUCUUCCCCGACACCCUCCUCCACAACAGCCUCCAGCCGCACCAAGCCGCCGCCACCGCUCUACACAUCCUGCAGCACCUCUUCCGCGUCCUCAGUGGAAGCAGCAGCAGCCAGCCCUGGCCCAGCCAGCCUCGCAACCAGCUCCUCAACAAACUGCAGCACCACAUCCACCACCUCGAGCAAUGCCUUCCUGACAACACCAGGCCCUUCAAAGCACCACGCAACCCGUUGCUCGCUAUCAGCAAGUACUUCAGGGACAUCCACCUCUUCCUGCAAGCCCACAACCACAGCGCCUGCGCCUGGGACCACGUCCGCCUCGAAGCUCUUGUCUGCUUCCAACACGUGGACAGAUUCACACGGAGAAUGAAGCACCAAGCUGCUCUGGACCCCACUAAACCCACGGACAGCAAACGCCCAUCCCCAGCCAGCACCAGUGGCCACGGAUUGAGUGGUGAUGGCAGCAGCCCAGGCUGGGAUCGCUUGGUAGCAGUCACACCUCUCGCGAAUGAUGAGGUGAUGGGGAAAGGGGUAUGACCGUGGGGACACUGGGGUCAGUCUGUGGCACAGCCCAUGCGCAAACCGCAGCCACUGGAGAGGAAGGAAGAGGACAUUUCUGUGCUACACACUCAUGGACAGCUGUGAAGCACUGGGGAUAUGGAUGGUAAUUAUUACCUGUGGACUUAUUGUAUUCAUCCACCUGAUGAAUGGCAAGGGGAUCAUGGACACUGGGGAACUACUGUGGGACUCUAAUUCCAAUCACCAUUUAUCACAGAAUUCUGUUUACUUACUUAUUUAAUCAAUUCAUUAACUUAUUUAUUUAUUUAUUUACUUGGCUGGCCAUUUAUUUAUUUAUUUAUUCUUUUGUUAGAAAUAAAGUCUUUUUGUAAAACUUGAAAAGAACGAAAAAGCAAACCUGUGGUAAUUGCGCUUCAUGCUUAUACCUGACAUGCAAAGACACAGACCCCUCAGGCUGUGAGGGGAUAGGUCUCCCUUCUACAGCCCAUCUUGCCAAUGCCUCCUGCCUGGGUUGAAAGCUAUGGACAGCAGAUCCUUCUCAGGGAGUGGUGGUCCUGCAGCCCCCAGGCAUCUCUUACAGCCAGACCACUGGGGCACCCAUUUGCCCCAAAUGGCAUGAUGCCUGUCCUGCACACUUCCUCCUUUUACAACACCACACUCCCUUCCAGAUCCUCCAAUAAUGCCAAGACAUGAAAGCUACCUCCAGACUGUCAUAUCACCACAAACGACCAUUCUGCAAUGCCAGAGCACUGCUUUGCAAGAAACAGGGUGGCAUAGGCAAGGUGCACCUCAAAGAAUCAAGGAGGGGACUCAUAAAGGUCUGCAGAGAUUUGGACAAGGAACAGAACCCCAGCGCUACCAACUCCACUCAAGAAACACCAAAAAGACACAAAACCCACAGGAGAUGUCCAGAACUGCUCACUGCUCUGCUACGGCCACCACAAUUGGUCCAGGAUGGUCCUGCCUGUGCUUACAUCCCAGUGGCUAUGGGGACCUGCUGCAGUACACAGAGCACAUUAUCCUCUGUUCUUCUUUACUCCAACACAUCAUUAGCAAGCAGAGAGAUCCAUCACCCAAACACCCCCACUCAACAUGGUCCAACCCAACCAGCACAGCAUUCCUCAUUACGGAAAAUGCCCUCACAUCACCAGCAUCAGCUGCUCCUUCAAACUCCAACCAUCAGCCCAGAAGUAUCUCCCCAGGUCAGCAGAUCUGGCCUCCUCCUGCAUGGGACAAAGAGGUUGUUUCCUCUGCUCAAACAACCUCCACCACUGCAAGGACACUGCUCCAUGCAAACACAAAUGAUCACCUCCCAUUUAGCUGAAAGAAGAAAAGAAGAGCACCAAAUACAGAAUCACAGAAUCACUAAGGUUGGAAAAUACCUUCAAGAUCACCAAGCCCAGCCUUUGACCAAAUACCAUUACGCCAUAUCAUGAAGAGCCACAUCUACUCAAUUUUUGAGCACUUCCAGGGGUGGUGACUCCACCAUUUCCCUAGGGAACCUGUUCCAGUGCUUGACCACUUCUUCAGUGAAGAAAUUUUCCCUAAUAUCCAACCUGAACCUCCACUGCCACAACUUGAAGCCGUUUUCCUUUCCUAUUGCUAGUUGCUGGGAGAAAAAGCCGAUUCCCACAUGGGUAUAACCUUCUUUUAGAUUAUUGUAGAGAGCGACAAGGUUCUCCUGAGCCUCUUUUUCCCCACACUAAACUCACCCAGUUCCCUCAGCUGCUCCUCAUAUGACUCACUCUACAGACCCCUCCCCAGCUCCAUUUCCUUCUCUGGACACACUCCAGCCCCCUCAGUGUCCUUCUUGCUGUGAGCAAACAAAGCUGAGCACAAGAUUCCAGGGGUGGCCCCCCCAGUGCCCCAGCCCAGGGGGAUGGGCCCUGCCCUGCUCCUGCUGCCCACGCUGUUGCUGACACAAGCCUGGUGCCAUGGGCCUUCUUGGCCCCUGGGCACGCUCCAGCUCGUGUCCAGCCCCUGGAAACCAGCCCCUGCAGCUCCUUUCCCACUCAGCAGCGUUCCAGCCACGCUGUCCCAGCCUGGAGCUGCAGGGGCUGCUGUGACCCAAGGGCAGGGCCCAGCACUUGGCCUGGCUGAGCCUCACACAACCGGCCCUGGCCCAUGGAUCCAGCCUGUGCAGAUCCCUCUGCAGAGCCCCUGCCCUCCAGCAGCUCAGCACUCACACCCAGCUUGGCCUUGUCCUCAAACUGACUACAGGAGCUCUUGAUGCC